This is a messenger RNA of Saprolegnia parasitica CBS 223.65, 14810 nucleotides long. RefSeq lists its product as hypothetical. The transcript is spliced from 32 exons. Gene Ontology annotation, molecular function: calcium ion binding. NCBI's taxonomy places the organism in Eukaryota, Oomycota, Saprolegniomycetes, Saprolegniales, Saprolegniaceae. The record is from RefSeq and is a predicted model, not a curated record. The coding region runs from base 36 to 14810 and encodes 4924 amino acids.
CGGUUGACGGCCCAGUGUGCAUUCUGCGAGAUUCGAUGGCGGCCACGAUGCUGCCGUCGCACGGAACGAUCAUCCUCAAAGAGGGCUACCUCAUCAAGCGCAGCAAGGGCAACAAGCUCGUGUCCAAUUGGCGCCGGCGCUACUUCCGGCUCCAGCCCGGCGAGCUCUUGUACUUUGAGUCGCCGCAAGAGGUCGCGCCGCGUCGCCGCAUUCCUCUCGGCCUCGACUCGACCGUCUCGCUCACGAACGACCAAGGCUACAACCUCUGCUUCAUGCUCCAGUCGACGCCAACGUCCGACAAGUUUUAUGUCCAGGCCGCGACCGAGACGGAGAAGAAGGCGUGGGUCGACGCGAUCUUUGAAGUCCUUCGCCGCGCGAAAGACGUGCUCAACCAGCCCGACCCGAGUACGCGCUUCCCUCGACGCAUCACUUGGUCUCACCUUUUCGUAGGUGCGGGGUUGCGGCCCAAUUUGGUCCAUCGGCGCUCAUCGCGAACACCGACCUUGCAAGAGUCGGUGCACCUCAACGUGCGCGUGGCCGCGGCGAAAGGGCUCAUUGCGGCCGAUGCCCGGGGCACGAGCGACUCGUACUGCGUCGUGACACUCGUCGACAAGGGCGGGCACUUUAUCAACGAGACAAAGCGGCAGACCAAAGUCAACGGAAACGACCUCGCGCCCGUGUGGAACUUCGACACGGUGUUUGGCGACAAAAUCGACUUGACGCUGGUCGAUGAAGUACGCUUCGACUUGUACGAUCAAGACUUGUACACCAAGGACGAGUGCAUUGGGACCGUGUCGGUGCCCAUGGGUCUCUUCAAAAUGUCGGUCGCGAGUGCGACGUCGUCGGAAACCAUUGACCACUGGUUCCAAAUCGCACCGCCGCCCCAAGGCGCGCGCCCGACGACGCAUUUGCUCAACUUGGGGCAGAACACGAAGGUCCUCAACGAACGCGACCACGGCGAGCUGCACGUGAUCAUGAGUCUCUCGGGCGAGAAGCUCCCCGCGUUCUUCCAGUCGCUCGAGCGCAGCCAUUACUCGCCCAAGAAGGAAAUGAUUGCCAACAACUUUGACGAGACCGACAACCGGCUCGAAGUCAGCGUCGUCUCGGCCAAGGGACUUGUGUAUUUGGACCCGAAAGACAACGCACCGUCGACUGCCAUCAACCCGCUUGCCGAAGUGCACGUGCUCGACGUUCACAAACGCCUGCUGCACCGCGAGACGUACCGCAGCGGGAUCCAGUUUCGAACCAUCGCGCCGACGUUUUCCGAAUCGUCGUUUGUGUGCGGCCGCCACGCACCCAUCGACCAAGCGGGGUACGUCAAGGUCACGAUCCUCCACGCCGAGCGCGGCGACCGCUUCAUUCCGCUCGGGUCGGUCACCAUUGAUCUCAACGAAGUGUCUGCGUACAAGUUGACAAAAUGGUAUCCCCUCGAGUCGGCGCCGGGCCCGGACGACGUGACCAAGCACGUGGGCGAUGUGCGCUUGGAGCUGUGUCUCAUUGGCGAAAGCCGCGGGGAGAAGCUACAAAAAGAAGCCACGCGACGAGCCAUUACGGCCGCGGGGCACACGAAAACCAUCGAGCAGACCGAGCUCGACAAUGCGCAAUUCCAGAUGCUGCUGGCCGAGCGACACUUGGACGGUGCCAAGAUUGCGUGCGCAGAGAAAGGGUACCAGGUCCGCCACCCGAGCUUUUAUGGCGUCAACGGCUACCUCCACGCAGCCCACGCGCAGCUCGUGCACGCCAACCGGCGCCACCAAACGCCCGACCACGUCUUCCAGAACCGCGGGUUGAUUGAAGGCUACGCGCUUCUGGACGUGUCGAUUGUCGGUGUCCAGAACCUCACGGUCGGAGACCGCACGUCGGUCUUGCCGGUGGGCACGUACGCCAAGCUCGAAGUCGAGCCCACGGUGGCCAUCAUUGCGGGCAAGAAGGUCUCCAAGCCGUACCUGGUUCGCAAGGCCAAGAGCCCCAAGAAAUCACCGACGCACCGCGUCCUGCAGCACCCGGAAGACCGUGAUGACUUGAACGGCGGCAUGGUCCGGCAGGCGAUCUGGGGCAAGAAGCCGCUGACGGCCGAGGCCGACGUCAUGGCCGACGAUCGUCCGUACUUGCGCGUGCGUGUCGUCUCGGGGCACAGUCUCCUCGCGGGCGACAUGAACGGCUACAGCGACCCGUACUGCACCAUCUUCCUCACCGACACGCACGACGUGCCGUACAAGAAGGAGAAGAAGAAGACCGCCGUCGUGAACAAGACGCUCAACCCGGUCUGGCAGCACGAAGAGUUUACACUUGGCUACGACAUUGAUCUGAACAACGCCAAGACGCUGCUUCUGCACGUCAAGGACCACAACAACAUUGGCCAUGCGACGCCGCUCGGGCGCGUCGAGAUUCCGCUCCAGGACCUCUGCCAGGGCUCCGCGACGACGACGUCGAUUGCGACGGUCGCCAUGACGAAGCGGUACCGACUCGUGCCCGAGCCGUGGAUGAAGCAGGAGCGCGUCGACCUCGGGGAGCUGUGUCUCGAGACGGAAAUGAUUGGCAAUGCGACCGUGCUCGCCAACCUCCUCGUGCGCCAGAAGCAGCUCGCUGCGGGGAUGCUCUCGUUCCACUCGAGCCACUCGCUCGUGGGAUCGAGCGACGCGCCGCCGACAGAUGCUGCGGCGAUGGAGGACGAAGAGACCAUUUUCACGCCGGGCCAGCACAUUCGAACGUACUCGACGCCUGGCAACGACCCGCAGUGGCCCGGCGAUCGCUUCCAGCUCCAGCUCGCGUACCCGGCCCUUCUGACCGACUCGGUACCGAGCGUUAAGUACCGCGACGAAGGCUUCGAGUACGACGUGCGGGUGACCGUCCUCUGCGGCCGCAACAUGCUCAACUGCGACCGUAACAGCGAGGCGGACCCGUUCUUCACCAUCUACCCGGUCUGGCCCACGGGCGAGGUCGUCCACGCGGCCAAGCAGCAGUCGCUGACCGUCUACGAGAGUCGGAAUCCUGUCUGGCCAACGACAGCGUUCACGUUUGGGCACAACUUUGAUGUCACCAAGAUAUCGCACUUGGCGAUUCACUUCUACGACCGCGACUGGGGUGACCUCGAUACGUCGUGCCUCGCCGCGCUCGGCGAUCCCAGCGAAGUCGACAACAGCGCGUGGCUGCCACGUCAUCUGCUGCACAAGGUGUCGCCUGCCGGCGACGUCGACAAGUCGGGCGCGCGUGACAUGCUCGAGUACGAUCAGAAGGUGCUGGCGUUCCGUCGGUGCGGCGCCGGUGGCAACUACUUUCCGGGCCGCGUCCGCCAUUACACGCCGUUCCCGUCCGACACGUACCUCGUGCUCUUUGACGACGAGCUGAACUCGAUCUCGCUCCUCAAGAAGCUGCUUAGCUACGACGCAAUGGGCGAGAUCAUGCACGUGCGCAACGACGGCUCGGUCGACAUCCAGCUGCACGGCGAGAAGAAGACGUAUGUCCCGCGUGUCCCGCUACGCCUCUUGACGCCGAUCAAGGCGUUCCCGCCGGCGGUCGACACGACGCUGGCGGCCAAGCGCCCGGCGGCGACGGCGCCAACACGGGCCAAGAAAUGGACCUCCGUGCGUCUCCAUGUGCUCUCGCUCGCCGAGAUGCGGUUGCCAGAGAACGUCAACGCCGCGGUUGUCGUGUCCCUCCUGGCGGCCCCCGAUGCCAAACACGUCACCGUGACAGCGCUCGGCGAAAUCGUGGGUCUCGUCGAGACAUCGACGCGGCCGCCGUCACCGUCGCGCGCGUCGAUGCUACCAUUGCCCGAGACGCCGAAAACGUUCGUCGUGCCGUCGGCGCAAGGAGCGUCGCUCGCCCACGUCGAUCCAUGGGUGCUCGAGGGCCCACUCCUGGACGCGACCGACGCCUUCCUCUUCCGCAUCGUCGACCAAGGCAGCGGUAAAGAAGCCACGAAGGGCUCGACGCGAGUUCUUGGGAUGGCCAAGCUCGACGUCCAAAGUCUUUUGGAAGACCACUCGAACCAGCACCUCAAGAUCUUUCCCGAGAAGACGCUUUCGUUUGAUACGUUUUAUGGCGUCUUACAAACGCGGACGAGUUGCACGCGCCGACCGGUCGACGACGACGUCAUUGAAGAGAGCGUGGUGACGGCCACACUCGACGAUGGCAAGAAGGGCGUCGACGAGUGGUACGCCGAUGUGCUCCGAAAGGAAGCCGAGACGUCGCUCGGUCUCUCGCUGCGGUCGCUCCUCGAGCCGGGUAACCACGUCGAGCUUUCGUACCUGGCACGGCGCCAGGCGCUCCGGGGCGCGCUCUCGGCGCGGCAGAACCGACAAGUCGACAACCUUGGAUUCGCGCUCAACGCUGUGUACCGUCACGUUCUUAGCGUCCUGCGCGCGAUCGAGCUCUUUGACGAGUACGAGGGCUUGUCGCACGACGAUCAACGCAAGUUCUCGGCCAUGCACUGCGUGAGCGCGCUGGGCGACCACGACGAGUGGCUCUACCGGCGCCUCAAUGACAUGCCGCUCCACGUGCGUAAGAAGACCGUCGUCGACCUUGAAAUGCACUUGUUGGAGCUGGCGGGCGCGACAACGCUGCCCGAGGUGCCGCUGCCCGAUGCCAGCCGCGACGAGUGGCUACGCAUGCGCACUUUACGCUGGGACGCCAUCAACCAAGUGGGCGAUUUCUUGCCCCUCGAGCGCGGGUUCGUGCUCAAGUACGCGGCGUGCUUUACGGGGUCGGGUCUAAUCUCGUGGAUCCUUCGGCUCCCGUCCGUGCUCUGGAAGGACGGGUGGACGGCGUUUGCCGUGAACGAGGUCAUGGACGACGACGCGCUGCUGGGGUGGGAGGACCCCGCGCUGUUGAUCAACACGGAGGCGAUGCAAGCCCCCGAGAGCCGCGAGCACGCGCUCGUGUGGCUCAAAGCACUCUUUGACGCGGGUUACAUUGAGAGUGUCUCGGACAAGCGUGACUUUGCCGACGGGGACGACCGGUACUAUAGGCUGCACGGCCUCGAGCACGAGCGUUUGCAUCAGAAGCGCAAGGACAGCACGUUCCCGCUUGACUUGGUCCAGGAAAUCGACUGCCAGACCAAGAGCAAGGGCGAGCUCUUCUGCAAGCGGCUCACCGACCACGCGAGCGGCUUUCUUGGGACGCAGAGCACCGUGUCGAAUCUGAUUGGAUCGGCGGCCAUGACGGUCGAAGCCAUGACAAGCCUCAAGGUGCCGCACUUGACGCUACCGAACGUCGCCAAUGCGCUGAGUUUAUCGCCGCACAUGCUGUGGGACUGGAAGUACGCGCUCUUUAUUCCUGGCGCCAAGCACGAGCACAAGUACAUUUAUCUCUACGACUCGGUGCAUGCGACGAACGCGUCGAUCGCGAUCGAUCUCUCGGGCGCGCGCACGUUCGUCACGUACAGCAACGCCGCCGUCCACGGCGACGACUGCUUUGAAGUGCGAUUCCCGACCUUCUUCGCGCCCGACCCGGUUACCAACAAGCUGUGCAAGCUCUCGGACGCCGACGUGGAAGCGGCGUUCGCAUCCGACGUCAGCCACAGCAUCGUGCUCAAGGCCACCGACUCGCAGGUGUGGGUCCAAGCCAUGCUGCUCGCCGGCGUCAAGGUCGUCCUCGAGAAGCGCCAGAAGGUCCUCUUCCAGCGCCUCAACAACACGGUCCUAGAAGCCAAGUGCGUCAAGGCCAACGUGCCGUUCAAUGCGUCCGACCCCGAAGGCUCGUUCCAACACCUCAUAAACGCGGUCUUCGGCCACGACAAGGCGAGCCAGCACUCGUCCGACAAGCAACUCAAAGAACUUCGGUCGCGCAUUCGCAGUGAGCUCAAGAAGACGGCUGCGCUCAAGGAGCCCGUGACGGCCAAGUACGGGCAGAGCGGUAUCUUUGACCCGCCGCCCACCGACGCGCGCAAGUUCACGCGCAGUACCGAGUACCCUGCGCGGAUUAGCAAGAUCGCAACACCGUUCACCGACGCAAACUACCCAGUCAAGGUGCUCUACAAGCUCGAGGCGGUGCCGCCUCGCAUGCAGCAGCUGCUGAAAACCCAAGGCGUUCGCGACCUCUUCCUCCUCUAUGACGUCGAGUACCACCACAAGAACGAGACGAUCAUCGAGAAGCACCUCUUGCGCGAGGACUUUCACACGAUGGACGGCGACCUCGACCCGCUUAAAGUCCAUAGCAAGUGCGUCGACCUCAACGUGGUCUUCAAGCCCCACGACCUGGAGGGCUGCGUCUCACUGUUUACAACGUACGAGAACGGAGAGACACCCAUGGGCCGGUUCCGCAUCCCGAUUCAAGCCCUCUCGGACACGCGCGAACUCGACUGGUGGUUCAAGCUCAUGCCGGAGCGGGGCAUGCUCCAGCGCCGUGAGCUCGGGUCGAUCCGCGUCCGCAUAGAGAUGCGCAAGCACCCAUCCAAGACGUGCAUGGGCAGCCUCGCGCUACCGCCUCCGGUCGCCCAGCGCAUCGAGAAGGCCAUUACCACCAAGGUGCACAACCAGCCAGAGUCGUGGCUGCGUCGCAAGCGGUCGGGCGCCGCGGCGACGGCCAAGCCCAAGGCACCGGUACGAUCGGUGCUGCACAUUGAUGUCCUCGAAGGCCGGAAACUCAUCGUGUGCGACAUCCGCACGUCCGACCCGUUCGUGCAGCUGUACCUCGUCGGUAGCAAGAACGGCAAGGACGACGAGGUCGCUUGCGGCAAGACCGACAUUGUGCCCAACACGUUGAACCCGAGGUGGACCAACCAAGGGUUCACACUUGGGCGCGGCGACGACGUGCGUCUGGACGACAAGAAGGCGCUGAUUCUACGGGUGUUUGACCACGACUCGCUCUCGAGCAACGACCCAAUGGGCUGUCUCCGCCUCGAGUUUGAUAAGGACCAUCUCGGAUACAUCCGCCGCCUCAAGCUGCACCACGCAGGCCCCAGCGGCAAGGAGACGCCGACGUGGCUCGCCCUCGACGACAGUGGCGAAGUCGAGGUCUUUGAGCGCCUCAUGCGCGACACGAAAGCAGGGCAGCUCGCGUGGGCCAAAGCGCGUGGGAAUUCGGAAGACGACGGAGUCCUUGGUCGCCUACGCUUUCGGGUCAAGGUUACCCACUGCGACUUUACCGAAGCACCAGAGACGUCGGCGAAUGCGCCGCCGGUCAAGGCUGGGAGUCCUCUCAAGCCGGGCGCUCAAACGAUCAUCCGCGCCAACCCUGCGCACUCGGACCUUACGCGCUUUGGUCUCGAGCUCACGCUUGAGAGCGUCUAUGGCAAGGACAAGAAGGCGACUGUCGACGAUGCCAGCCUCGCCGGCUUUACGCUCGCGUUUGCCCCUCGCACGCGGGAAGGCCACCUCGUGAGCUACGACGUUUUGGCCGAGCAGGCGACCCAUGAUGGGAAAGCGCCGCUUCUCGAGCGAUUGAACGAGGUCAUUCUGCUCGGGACCUCGUACGACGUGACGCGCGUCGCGUCGUACGACGUGGUCUUGCACCACACGGAGCGCGGCUCGUCGCUUCUCGGGUCGCUCGCCGUCGCCACCGGUCUCGCCAACUCGACACUCGAGAUCGAGUGUCUCAACCGCGACACCAAAGACGUGCUUCAAAAGGUCGUCUUGAGCUUCAAUGCGUCCUACAUGGGACUGCACCGCGCCGAGUACGUCGAGCGCGUUCUUGCCGAGACGUAUGCGUACGCUGGCCUCGACUUUGACCCGCGCUCGAUUGCAUCGCUGGGGCAGACGGCGGAAACGUUCCUUUGGGAGACAUGCCACCAGCUCACCAAGCUCUACGAAAGCAGCCGCCUGCACUGGCAGCUCACGCCGAAGCUGCUCUUCUUCCUCUUGCACCACAACUUGUCCCGCGGGAAGGAUCGACUACCUGCCGUCGCCGAGGCGAAAGGGCAGCUCACGGGUCGUCUUCACGGCGAACUCACGCCACGCUUGAUCGCAACGCUCUCAACACUCUGCGACUGGAGCGGAGGUGACACGGUCAUGAUGGCAGCCACCUCGCACGACACGCCGCAAACCACGACGACUCUGCAUGUCGGGGAUACGGUCCACGCACAUGUGGCGCCGGCGCUGGCACUUCUACCUGGUGCAGCCGUCGACGUCCGCUCCAGUGACAGCGCCGAGUACAUCGCUGGCGUCGUUGCGUGCACCUACGCCGACGCGUUUGUCGAUGUCAUUUGUCCACCUAUCUCGGACGACUUGUCCCUUACCGAGGCGAGCGUCGUAUACGUGCGCACACCGAGUACAGAGUGCACGUGGAAGACCCUCCGGUCGGCGACCGUGACCGACAUCAAGGCCAACGACGGGACGCCGUCGUACCGGGUCCGCUUCGACGACGACAACUCGGAUGUUUGGCUGCCGCGCACAGAGCUCUACACGUACUUCAGCCGUGUGGGCAUGGACCUUGUGAGUCCGCUCCUGCUGCCCAACACGCACGUCCGCGUCGUGCACGAGCAGACCAACCGGGCGGCGCGGGUCGUGCGCUCAAUGGGCGGCGCGAUGUACGAAGUCGCGUUCGUCGAAGGCGGCGGUGUGGCCAAGACAGUGCGCCGCGGGUGCUUGGCGCCGCUGCCAACGCACCUCGUCCGCGGCGUCGUGUCGAGCGUGCGCGCGGUGAAGGACGGACCCCCGGUGUACGACCUCGUGCUGGACAAUGCCAACGUCGCCACCGACGUAUCCCGCGACGCCUUGCGCCUCGAAGAUGUCGCACUUCGAACGGACGCGCUGCACCUCUGCGCCGCAUACGUGCCGCAUAUCAAGAUCGGCCCCACGUCGGUGACCGCCGAGUCGAUCCAGAGCCUCUGGGGCGGAUCCUCGGUCGUCCAAACGUAUCUCGAGCUCCCGUCGUCCAUCAAAAGUGUCGCCGUCCGCGAUGCUGUCACGGGCGCCGUCACGCCGCUGGGACCGCGCACCGAGGCCGCGCCGACCGUUUUCGGACAGUACCACGGCUACCUCCUCGGAACGCAGUGGAGCGAUGCGGACAAGGCCAAGGCCGCGGCCGUGCGCCAGAUGUCAGUAAAAGAGCUUCCGCUGCCAAAUUUGCUCUCGUUGCUACUGGCGCCGGCACCGCACGUGUGCCUCACAGGCACGCUGGCCAUCGCCGGUGCCAACACGGUCGCAUUCCAAGCGGCGCUGAGUCAAUGGACGUCGCAGCUGCUUGCGGCCGAGAUGCGCCGAGUGAUUACGCUCAUGGUGCACGCCGCCUUGCCGAUCGACGCGGCGCCGACCGCAGUGGCAAUCCACUCGAUCACGAGUGCGCUGGGCGGGAAACCCGUGGCGGACGUUGUCGUCUUUCGCGAGAAGGGCACGGUCUCGGCCACGUACAAGAGCACGGGCAAAGCGCUCACUCAGGUGCCGAUCGAGAACCUCCAGCUGCUCAUCGACUUUGAGGUGCGACUGACGCUUCCGACGACGAGCUCGGAGGCGCUCUCGACGGUGGCCAGCAGCGUCUUGGACCGGGCAAAAGCGGUCGCCGACGUCUUGCAGGCGCAGACGUCGCUCGUCUUUGUCGAGAGCACUGCGAGCGCGUGGUCGUUCGACGCGGAUGAUAUUGCAUGUGCCGACGCCAACGCCACGCUCUCUAUUCAAGUUGCCAAGCGCAGCAAGAAGGACCAAGUGGUCCGUGACUGGUCGGCGCCACCGACGAGUGAGCUCGUGACGUCGCCACUGGCAGAUGUCCACCUGCUUGUGACGACGACCGACAAUCGGGAGCACGACGUGACGCUUGCGGCGUACGACCUCAAGCAAGAAUGUGACCUACGCCAUGAACUCUUGCCGCGCUUCCAAGCCUCGCUAGUGACGGCCCCGGCACCUGACGGCACGUCCGUUGUUCGCUUCCACGACGCCAAGGACGCUACGAGCGUCGUCGACGCGAGUGACAUUGCGCUGGACGCGGUGCAUGUCGACGUUCUCAAGGCCCACGACUUGCACACGACCAAGUCGACGCGGAAGGGCUCGGUCGGCGACUACAUGGACGAAGAGAUCUCGGUGCGGCUCUUCCUCAUGACGAGCGACGUGCCGUCGAACGCGGGUGGCAAGAACCGCAUCGGGCUCACGGUCAACGCGGACGGCGCGAUUCUCAAGGACCUGAAGGGCCAAGAGUACCCCAAGAGCACCGAGACCGUCCGGUCGGCGCACAAGGAGCACCACAAACCGUCGGUGGACUGGGAAAGCGCCAAGAAGGCCAAGCGCUUCACCUUUGGCCAGCCACGAAUGGCGCUCGAGUACGCGACCAAGUUGGUGUUCGAAGUCAUGACGUCCGGGUCGGGGGCCGUGCUCUCGGGCCAAAGCACAACGGGCGCCGCGUCGACAUUUGCAUCGGCCAACUGCCUUGGGUUCGCGACGCUGGACCUUGCCACCUUGCCCAAGCACGCCAAGGAGUUGUCGAUCCCACUGUACCGAAAAGGUCACCCAGAAGACCGCGAGCCGCGCGGCAGCCUGACGCUUCGCGUGCAGCGGGAGCAGCUCCUUACGGUCGGCGCCACCGUCCACGUCCGUCGGUGUGCGCCGUUAGACAAGUGGGUGCUCUGCCCUCACGAACUCGUCUUGCGCAGUCUUCGCUACAAGACCAAGCACGCGGAGCGCGGUCUCGUCGAGAAGCUUCACGGCGAAGUGCUCGCGAGCGCGAAAGGCGUCGAACACGAACACGAGGUGCAAAAGCUUCUGCAGCUCGUGCGCCUCGACGACGACCAAACGGGCUUCACGUCGCGGACCGUCUCGGUCGUGCUCAAGCCGCGCCACGACGCGUCGUCGUACGUGGCCGUGGUGCCGCCCAUGACGCUCUCGCAGGUGAGCGCCGCCGACGUCAUCGCCGCGGGCCGUGCGACUGCCGACGCGGUCGUCGAGUUGCUCUCGCCGCGCCACAAGCACCGGCGACUCAAGUGGUCGGCCGACUUUGUCGAGAAGAAGCCCACCGACACCGAGCACGUUGUCGCAGACCACCGGUCGCCGUUCGAAGUCGCAACCGACCGCCUCCGAAGCACGCUUCUGAAGCUCCACUACGUUUCGACAACCAAACUCAUUCCAAUGCUCGACAAGAUGGCGCUGCUCAGUGUAUCGCCAAGCGCCGAUUUUAUCGAAGCCGAACGCAUCUUGACGUUCUUUGAAGACGAAGUCGACGAGUUGGACCAUGACGAUGCCAUGGCGUUUGAACGCCUCGACAAGAAGACGCGCGUCGCCAAGCUCACGCAGCUCCUCGGUCGGCUCCUGAAGGCUUAUGUCCGCGUGUCGAUCCUCGUCGACCACGAGACGCGGGGCGCUGUGAACAACCGCAUGACAGACGAGGUCGUGGGCAUGGCCAUUAUCCCGCUGCUCGACCUCCUCGACCAGCGCCAGCACAACCGGCAGUACCAGCUCCAUCUCGACCGCAGAGGCAACGACGGUCUCUGCACCCGCGAACUCAAAAAGGCGCUCGUGCACAUCAAGACCCAGCUUUCGUUCUCCGAGCUCUCGAUGCUCGAGACCGCCAUCAACAUCUUCAAAGACUUCAAGAAGAACUACAUCGACACGUUCGAAGUCGCGCGGCGCCGUGUGACGGCCGCGGUUGUCCCCGCGCAGCGCCGGCGCUGGCAAACCCUCAUGGGCUACCUCGAGACGCUCAGCGAGCAAAGCGUCGGCAAGAUGCACUGGGAGACGACACCGACGCUUCUCGAGCACGUCUGGGACAUUUUCCUCUCGCACAAGCGGCAAUUUCCAAGCCAACUGCUUGCGUUUGCGCCGCAGAUUGUCGCGUACCGAGACGCCGUCGUCAAGGUCCACGCGCGCUGGGUAAACCUCCAGCCUAUGCUGCAAGAGCUGCUCGAGAUCCAAUCGCGCGUCGCCAUUGACGCGACCCGGACGCCUGACCUCUUGGAGGCGAUUCAGAGCCAAGUCGAAGGCCUUGACGUUCUCCGCCGCAAUGCGUGGGACCAAGUCGAGGGCAAGUGGCUGAGCCUACGGGACGUACUCGAAGAGCUCGUCAGUAUGCAAGAGCGCAACAAGCUGCACAUGGCCCGUGCGCCGCUCCUCCUCAAGUUUGUAAGCGACCACUGCUCCAAGGGUCUCAACCCGCGCCAUGCCGACGCCGUCGCGGCCGUUCAGUUUCGCUGGAUCGCGCUCACCAAGCACGACGGCCCCAUCAACGAGCUGCGGCUCAUGGAGACGCAUGGGUUGCACUGGCGCCGGACGUACGACCUCCUCCGGCUCCUCGACGAACAGUGCGAGGGGUUUAGCGACGUGGACGCUAAGGCACUCGGUGCUGUCAAGGAGCGUUGGGCCCAAGUCGAGAAUUGGCUCAACGGCUUUCUCGAGAUGCAGCAAAGUCAGAUGAUCCAUUGCCAGCAGACGCCGUAUGCGCUGCGCAAGUUCCUCCUCAUUCGCGACCACGACCUCGUUCGCUCCAAGGACCUUGGCGUCGAGCACGAUAGCGAGCAGGUCGAGGGCAUGCUCGAGUGGUACGCGCACGAAGAGGCCAAGCGCGAGCUCAUUCGGCUGCCGCAUCACCGCAUCACAACCGACGCCGAGCGCGACGACUGGCUCCAGUACUCGGAGAACGGCCGCGACGCACGCCUCCUCAUCACGAAGGACGAGAUGCGCAUGAACGCCGAGAACGUCCGGGCGGCCCUCCUGGAUCGAGGCGUGCUUCCGGCGUCGAUGCCAUGGCAUGAGAUUGCGCGCAUUCGCAAGGCAACGGGGCAGUGGCCCAAGGUCGUCCUUGAUGAGAUCGACGCAAUGGACGCGGCCGUCGACAAGAACGAGCUUCUGCGCAACCCUGAGCGCGUCGUCGAGCUAUCCACGGUGCUCGAGGACGUCGGCAAAGGCGACUUGCUCUGGAAGGUCAAGCACUGUGUCAAUGAAAACAAAGAGACGGCGAUCCCGAUCACGAUGAAGGACCUCCUCUUCGAGUGCCAACGCCGGGGCUUGGCGACGACGGAGCUCGAUGCGCUGCUCAAAGGCCUCGCGACGACCUUACAAAAGGAAGAGCUCACGCGGCGCAACAUUCCCGUGCCGGCCAAUGCGAGCGUCGAGAAGGUGUGCUCGAUCCUUGUCGCACAUCAAGUCACCGAAGUGCCACUCCCGAUCAAAAUCACGGAUAUUCAAGACGCUCUCGUCGCCCGGCACUUGGACAAGAAGGGCGACGCGCAGUACGUCCGCGGCGUCCGUGUCAACACGUUGUCCCACGGUGCGCUCGGAAAUGGUCCGUCGCCUCUAGGUAUUGUCGACAGCCACGUCGAGCUCCUUCGCAAGCAGCUCCUCAUGGAAGCGAUGCGGAAGCGCAACUCGCUCAUCAAGACAUUCCCAGUCGCGUCGCAGGCGCUCCUCGAAGAGACCGCAGACGUCGUCGAGCUCGACAUGAGCGGUAGCAACGAAUCGCUCGUCGACCGCUUCCACGCCAUCCUCGUGCACGAAACCUAUUGCAUCAAGCUCGCUUCGUACGCGGCCUUGGACCGCUGCGCGCGGGCACUUGUCGGUGUGCCCCGGGACCAGGUCAUGACCAAAGAAGACAUGGCGUUGUGCCUCCAAAAGUACAAUGCGCGGCUUCCGGCCACGGCCUUUACGCGCGACGAGCUUUUCUGCCCGAGUGGCGGCAAUGCGGCGGCGAUGGCCUACUACGCGGCGCUUCGGACGACUGCGAUCGCCUUCCAGGAACAGGUGCCAUUCACAGGCCGCGUCGCGACCAACCUCGGUGUCGUGGACGCGAUGCCCUUUGAAGUACCGCGGGAACUGCUGAGCGCGACGGCGCUGCCGCUCGACCGGAGCAAGCUCACCCUCGGGUAUGUCGUGGUCGACUGGCUCCUCGGCAACGACGAUACGCCCGUGGAGCUCCGGAGUGCCAACAGCAAGUAUUACCUCCAGCGGCUGCAGUGGGUCUCAGCGGCGCUCACGAUCCGCGACCGGUGGUGGACGCUCGGACGUGGCUGGUGCGAUCUACCGAGUGACAUUGGCGUCGGCGUCAAGGUGCUUCUGGACCAGCUCAUUCUCAUGGCCGGCGAGAACAAAAUGCACAUGACCAACGCGGAGCGGCUCCUCAAAGAGAUCAACGAAAAGUGCAUUGAGCUGCGCCUGCGCGAGAACGAUGCGCUGGAAAAUAUUCUGUUUCGGUUCAACGAAAACAUGGCGCUGCUCGAGGAGCUCGUCGAACACGCCGAGCGGUGCAUCAACAACCGCAAGCUCCACUCGGAGCGCACGCCCGAGCUACUGCACCUCAUUCAGCAGCACUGCGUCACACCCAAGGGGCUCAGCACCCGGCACCAGGAGGCAUACCGUGUUGUGACGACGCACUGGCUACCGCACGGGCGGCAGCUCGAGGAGCUCGUUCAAAUGCACAAGGAGGGGACGUUCAGCAUCCAUCGGACGCCCGAGAUACUCGAAGAGAUGGCGCACCACACCGAAGGUAUCGCGGGCUCGAAAGAGACGGUCAAGCCUGCGGACGGAGCCGAAAACAACGAUGCGUUCUCGGCUGCCCAGCUCACCGAGUGGCGCAAGGGCCGACGCAAGUCGGUGCUCAACGAGCAGCGACCAGGCCUCUCGAUUGAGGAGCCUGAAGUGUCGGCGCCGCUUUCUACCGAGGUUGAGACGUGGAAGUCGCUGGCGGCGCCGACAGCAACGAAAGCCAACGUCUCGCCGCUCAAGCGCUCCGUGACGUGGUCGUUUGAUGUCGAUGCGACCAAGGACGAAGCUGCGCGACCAGCUUUGCCCAUCUUCCAGCUCCAGCACAAGCUCCAGCCGCGCAAGGCUACUCUGACAGAGGAGGUGUGCGAACUCAUCAAAUCGCCGUCCAAGUGGUUUGAACCCAAGAAGAAGACGGCACGGAUUCCACCCCGGCUCUUCUUCCCGCCGCAGGUCGCCCGCGACGACCAUGUGUAG